Messenger RNA from Anneissia japonica, 6715 nucleotides. RefSeq names its product macrophage-expressed gene 1 protein-like. Bases 18 to 2321 code for a protein of 767 amino acids. The transcript has 3 exons. NCBI's taxonomy places the organism in Eukaryota, Metazoa, Echinodermata, Crinoidea, Comatulida, Comatulidae. The record is from RefSeq and is a predicted model, not a curated record.
UAAUAAUCAAUCCAGCGAUGUAUAAGUAUGUCAGUUCCGUCGUUAUGAUGUUGCUCUUAGGCCUACCUGGUACUAAAUGUGACAACAUGCUGAAAUUAGGCACAAGAACUGUCGAAGAAAAAUCAUGUGGAACUGAUGUCGAUUAUUUUGAACCUUUACCAGGUACAGGAUUUGAUAAUCUACGAAACACUGACAUGGGCCAAGUGGUUUUAAAUUCUUACAAAACUUGUCGAUUUACGGACGACAAAUUAUACAUUGUACCUGAUGACGUUAUUGUUAUAGCAACGAAACAGAGCGACGUCAAGAUAUCUUCGGAGUUGUUUGAACACUGGUUGGACUACACAAGUACAUCGAGUUAUUCAAUAAACGCACACGCAUCAUUUCCAUAUAGCCUUAUUUCUGGAAGUUUUUCAGACGAAAAAGAAUCUGUAAAGAAGCAUCAAGUGAACGAAAAAUCGUCAACAACUCGCGUUCAAGUACGUCAUCAAUUGUACACAGCCCGCAUCGACAAUCCUACUUUACAUCCUACAUUCAAGUCACGUGUCCUCGAUAUUGGUGCGUACGAUCAGAAUAAUGAUACACGUACGGCACGAUACCUCACUCAACUCCUAGUGCGAGACUACGGAACACACGUGGUGACGUCUGUGGAUUUGGGGGGUAUUUUUCUCCAGCAAGAUCAAAUUAAAAUUUCUUUUGUCAAUGAUCCUUCUCUAGAGAAAUAUCAGGUUAAAGCGGCUGCUAGUGCCUUGUUCAACAGGGUUUUGGCUGGUGGUGGGUUUGAAACCACUAUAAAAAAUGAAGUACUUAAGUAUUACCUCACAAACCGCACUUCCUCGAUAUACCAGACUUUUGGUGGUAAUCCAUAUAAAGUAAACCAGACAAUAAAAGAAUGGCAAGAUGGAUUGCCGAAGAACCUGGUUGCAAUCGAUCGGGACGGAGAUCCACUGCACUAUAUUGUUACAACGAACACCUUACCAGAUUUUCCUGAAACAAUGGUGGACAGAAUCUCUAAAUUAAUCUACGAGGAAGUAAAACGUUAUUAUGAGGAGAACACAUACACAGGAUGCACCAAAAUGAAAUCACCUAACUUUAAUUUCACAGCAAAUCUAGACGACGGGUCAUGUGUUGCACCUUACAAUAAUUACUCAUUUGGUGGUGUCUAUCAAACAUGUGAAGCUCAAAUGGGACCAAACGCCGAAGAUUUUUGUUCGAAUUUGUUACAGAAAAACCCAUUGACAGGCGAAUUCAGUUGUCCGGCAGGUUACGAGGAUGUUCAGCUAAAUACUGGUUACCAUGUUUACACUACCAGCAGAAAAGAAUGCAAGGAGAAUUGUUUUUUCUGGGUUUUUGACUGCAAGAAUUCAUGUGAAAAUGUUAGCUCCUCCAUCGAGGCUAUUUACAAGACUUUCUGGUGUGCCGCUACGGGGACAGUUCCUCUAGAAUCUGGAUACCUGUUCGGUGGUGUCUAUAGUACGUUCUCCAUGCUGAAUACAUUGACAGAGACCCAAGGGUGUCCAAACGCCUUUCUACCACUAAGAAUGGGAGCUGAAUUAUUUGUAUGUGUCAGCGAUGAUUAUGAACUAGGCUACAGGUAUUCCUUUCCAUUUGCUGGGUUCCUUAGUUGUUCGGCAGGAAAUCCAUUGUCUUUGCCUAGUAGUAAAAGAAAACCACCAGUUUAUAGUAUCUUUGAAUUCUUCCAAACAACAGGUUCGGGAAGCUGGCCCCAGGAAUGUCCGACUGGAUAUAAAAAGCAUUUUGCUGCCAUAGACAAUGAUUGUGGUAUUGAUGUCUGUAUCAAAGCAAAUGUUCUUUCACGCUUGGAACUGCCAAAAGUUUACCGUCCUCCCUACGCUCAAAAACCUAGUCGUAAUUCCAAUAUAUCUGAAACAUUGUACAUAGUCGGUACAGCCUCAAAUGUGUGGGUGAAAAACAAGACAAGCCAGCAAUGGGAGGUAGUGAUUGAAAGUCAAGAUGAAGCAUUCUUGCCGGCCGACACAGAGAAAAGCGAGUUAGAGAAAAACUCUAGCGCAUCAGAGGUAGUUGGGAUGACUAUCGGUCCAGAUCCAAAUAUCUUGUUCACGAAUAUGACCAGUUUACCAUGGCAGGUAAUGACUGAUCACCAAGAUAACGGAACACCUCAACUAAAUAAAGCGGGGCCGUACGAGUUAAAGGGGAACUCAAAUAGAUCGCUUUUGUUAAUAACAUUUGGAAUCACUAUUGGUGUCCUUGUAGUUAUUGCAUUCGGUAUUCUGAUUGUUGAGUACAGACGUCAGUUACGUAGAAACGAAUAUACUCCGAUCCAACAGCAUAUAAGAGAAUGAGAGAUUAUACUUGUAAGAAAGUGUAAUACAUAGGCCUACUCCAAGUAAUACUGUACUUGGAGUAUAUUAUAUAUUUCUUAUCUGAGAAUUAUCCCGUGGACCUUUCAAAGCUUAUACUGUUGCUCUUAUAAUUGGUCCGAAUAAGUCCAAGUUAUGGAUUAAGAAGCACUCGCGACCAUUUUAAUUUAUUAUAAUAGCUUUAGGCAGCAGAUGUGAGUUGGGCACAAAGGUGCAUGUUAUAUUGUGGGUGUUGGGAAAAGAUGCAGGGUACACGGGUACAGGACACAAGGGUGAGGGUUAUAAGUUUUUGUUACUAAUUAAAGGUAUAGCAACUUUACGAAAAUUAUAUUACGUCACACCUUAGUGAAGGCUGUUUUGAACCUGAUAAUAAAUAGGUUCUAAACAAUUUUUCAGUCUAACUACUUUAGUGUCAGAGUCCGAGUGUCAGUAUGGGAAAGGACAUUGCACAAUGUAGUCUGACCUCUACAGUUUUCUAAUCAGAGUUAAAUUGAUGUUCAUACACGUUCAGUUUAUUUUAAUAAUCUCUAAUGCUGAUUAGUCAUGAUUUGUAGUUUUAUGUAAAUGAAUUUGUAAAAAUUAUUCGAGAGAAUGGUAUGGGGGUUAGAAUGAAUGGCUUAUGGAUGGGAGGCCUCUUUUGGGCCGAUUACGUUGUUUUAUUAGCAAAUAAUGAACAUAAAAUGAUAAAAAUGUUACAUAUUGCAUGGAAGUAUGCAAAAGAGUGGAAGCUAAGUUUUAACUAUGAAAAAUCGAAGGUGAUGGUCGCUGUAAAGCGCAUUAACCGAGAAAAAUGACAAAAUGAAUUUUAUCAUCAAUAUCAAAUUCGGAAAAAUUAUUCCAAAUUGUAGUCUCGUUGCAAAGUUUUAAGUCUUGUUUUAAGAUAGCUAAUUCUGCCUCUCUGAUUGUAUCAAAUUAUUUACAGUUAAAUAAAAAAUGACGAAUAUUAAAUAUCAGGAAACACCUCUCUGAAAUUUACACUCUUAAGAGGAUAUGACCCGGUUAAACGUUAUUAUUUACUUGUAAUGUAAUCAUAAAUUCUGAUCACCAGUAUUAAAAAUGACAAUUUAAAUCUAGCAAUCCUGUUUAGAAAUUCAGAAGUUUGAGGCCUUUCUCGGUGUUUUGAAGAAGUUUAUGUAAAUCACAUCACAUUCAAUAUAAACUAAUUUAUAUAGGCCUUUAAGGAGGCCUAGAGUACCGAAUUGUUAACGUACUACGAAGGUAAUACACAUAAACACUCAACAACGAACCCAUUUAUCAGUGGCGGCGCUACGGGAUGGGGUGCGGCUAGUUGGGGGGGGGGGUCACAAUUUGUCAAGGAGAAAAACAAAUUCAAAAAAAUUAUAUGUAUUUUGUACAUAUUAAUACUCUAAAAUCGGAAAAAUAAGCCUUUGAAACCCCUAAAUUGUCAUAUUUUCGGGGCUACGUCUCCUGAAGCACUUUCGAAAGGUUUUUAGUGACGCCCGACCACGCCCACUUUUUUCUCGUCGGGGACAUCAGCCCCCCCCCCGGGGACCUUGGACUCCCGUCGAAGAAAUCCUGCCGCCGCCACUGCCAUUUAUACUGUCACAUCACAAUCGCCAACAUUAUGUUGUCGUGUGCUUCAACAAAGGGCAUUAUUCAAAUUAUAGACCUUUUUUAUUUUAAUGUUGGGUUGGGAUUUUCAUGUUAAACCUGAAUUCUGGGGAUGGAGAUUCUAUCUGCUUUAGCGAAUCAUUUUAUUCUUAAUUCAAAUAAUUAUUUUUAUUCCACCCUGCAGGCUUCUUCAUUUCACAUUCCUCGAGUAAGAAAAAGACAAAACAGUCUCUAUUAACAUUAUGGGCCCAAAUAUUGGGGCUUUCAUAACCUCAAUCUUGCUUUUGGUGUUUUAGUUUUUCCUUUUUUUUAUAUGUAUAUUUUCCUUUGUUGUUUGUUUUAAUUUUUAAUUAUAGUUUACUGAAUUUUAAGGUCAGUUCCAGGGCCACCUUAAGGGGAUGUACUGUACCUCCUCGGUUCGUGCCACUAGGAUUCUGUAAUUAGUAAAUACACCUAUAUGUAAAUUAUUAAAGUGAAAUAAAAGUGAACAUUUUCAAAUGAUAUUCUUAUCAUUAUAAUUACAAGUAUACAUGACGGAAGCAAGUAUUAUCUGAACGACUGCUAAGGGGAAAGUCAAUAUGAGAUCAGUCAAUGGUGUCAGAGAUCCAUUUUGUUUCUAAGGAAAAAUACACAAAAAAUACAUUUUCACUUUAUUUUUUAAGCACAAACCAUUAUCUAAUACAUAUUUAAUAAGUAUACAUUUAUGGCCUUAAAAAAAAAUUAAAAUAAUGCUUUUGCAAUACUCACAGUGAAAAAAGAAUAUUUUUGGAAAUUGGUAUUCCUAUUCAAAUGUAGUGACCCGUUAAUUAAGGUCAAAACAUGUAUUUUGUUAAUUGUCUGAUAACUAUAAUUAAAGCUGUUUUACCUGUACAGUAGUAAUUAUAACUCUGCAUAAUACAAUUGGUAGAUAAAUUAAGUUCAAUUAUAAUGUGCAUUUAAUUUGCAUAUAAAUAAUCUGCCUUAGGGGGGGGGGGGCUAGGCAGGGCUACAGCACCCCUCCUUCCCCCCACCCCUUCGGGUAGAAAAACCACAAUUCGUCGGGGAGAAAAAAUAAAUUAAAAAAAUAUAUAUGUAUUUUAUACAUAGGGCCUAUUAAUAGAAUGAAAUGAAACCCCUAAAUUGCAAUAUUUUCGGGGAGCUACGCCUUCUAGACCACUUUCUAAAGGUUUUUACCGACGCCCGACCACGCCCACUUUUUCUUGUCGGGGACUUUGAACACCCGGUCUGGGAAAUCCUGGUGCCGCCACUGAUCUGCCUCCUGUUGUAAUUACUUGGCCACUAGAUGCAACACAAUUCUGAUAACAUGUGAUCAACAUUUUGUUUCAAGAUGUGUUAUAAACCUAUUAUAAACAAUCGUUUUAGAUAGUUUAUAUAACUUGUGAUCAGACAAUGAAUAACAAGUAGUCAAUACCGUAAGUGACUGCCAAUAUAUAACCUAAGAUCUCCAACAUAUAAAAUGAUAAGGCAACUGAUUACAUGUGAUCACCAAUAUAUAACCUGUGAUCAGGCAACUGGUAACAUGUGAUCGCCAACAUAUAACCUAAGAUCGCCAACAUAUAACAUGUGAUCAUAAACAUAUAACAUGUGAUCAGGCAACUGAUAACAUGUCAUCAGGCAACUGGUAACAUGUGAUCACCAAUAUAUAACAUGUGAUCAACAAACAUAUAACAUGUGAUCAGGCAACUGAUAACAUCCCAGCAAACACAAAAUGCUCUUAUAACGUUUGCGAAUGUUGCGAUUAGAUGUCACAAAAUAACAUUCACACAACGUUGUGAAAUUAGGUUAUAAUUACGUACAUAUCGUUCUACAAAAUAACGUUUUUAUCUCCAAAAUGUAACGUUAUUAUAACGUUCUUAGAACGUAAUAUUGUUAGCUGGGAUUUGAUCGCCAAUAUAUAACCUGAGAUCACCAACUUAUAACAUGUGAUCAGACAAAUGAAAGCAUAUGGUCAACAUAACAUGUAUUUAAAGUGGUAAAAUGUGAUCGGCACCAUAUGAAAUGAUGUGAUCAGGCAAGUCAUGACAUAUGGUCAAUAGCAAUAUAUAGGAUUAGGCAAUGGAUGUGAUCACCAACAUACAGUAAUGUGAUCAGACAAUUGAUAAGUUGUUAUCACCAACAUAUGAUCAGGCAACAAAGGUGAUUACCACAUUUACAAGGCAUCGAACUGCAACCAGCAUACAACAUGCAAUCAGAUAACAUAAAAUGUGAUAACAUACAUUUGAUCUACAUGGGAUUAUACAACACUAAUAAUAUAUUUUCAAACUAAUCCAGUAUGAUAAUCUAUCUACAUAUUGAAGCAUAGUUAUACCUAUUUACUGUUUACAGUAUAUCAAUAAUUAAUAUUGUUAUAAAAUUAUUUUAUUUACAUAUUUUCUUACAUUAGAUUUCACAAACCAUUGAUAUAUCUAUACUUCAUAAAUUAUAAUGCUCCUUAGCAAUGAAAAUACAAUAGCCAAUAAUCAAUCAAUAAUAAUCAAAUUAGCAAAAGCCAAUAAUCUAUAGCAAAUAAUCAUAAUUCAGUGGCGGAUCCAGGAAUUUGAAAUAGAGAGGGCCCAGAGAGAGACUUUCACAGAUGGAGGAUCUAUACAACCUCAGCCCAACCAUUGUUGGGGCUGGGUAAGAAAAUGUAUGAUUAUGGCAUCUCUAGAUGGUCGGAAAUGGGCCUGGGCCGACUGGGUCCCCUCUUGAAUCCGCCACUGAUAUUCAAUAUCCAAACAAAAUAUUCAAUAUUAAAAAAAAAAAAUGAAAAAAAAAAAUUAAAAAAAAAAUCAUUAUUUAAUAUAAUUAUUAGAAAAUAAUCAAUA